Molecule: messenger RNA, 3981 nt
Organism: Ctenopharyngodon idella (grass carp)
Lineage: Eukaryota; Metazoa; Chordata; Actinopteri; Cypriniformes; Xenocyprididae
Product: AT-rich interactive domain-containing protein 3B-like
Exons: 10
Coding region: 364-2100 (578 amino acids)
Biological process (GO): regulation of transcription by RNA polymerase II
Cellular component (GO): nucleus
Molecular function (GO): DNA binding
Source: RefSeq, a predicted model, not a curated record
UUUAUAUUUUCUAAAUACCAAAUGCACAUUGCACCAGAGUGUGUGUGUGUGUGUGAUUGAUUGGCAGACGCGCUGUAAACUCAUUCCGCGCAGUGCGUGCGCUCGCUCGCUCUCGCGAGGUGGGGGUGCGCGGCGAGGGGAGGAAACGCCAGACAGACGCGAGCGGAGCGGAAAGGAGCUGCAGGGAGUCGAGCGCUGAACGCCGGGCGGCUCGGAGGUCUGUGAUCGCGGUUCUGCUCGCUCGAAACGGAGCGCACCGGAUUGUCACGCGCUCGCUGGCUGGAGGAACGGAAAGCGCCGCCGGUGCGCGUGCACAAUUCACCGAGGGUUACCGAGCAGAAAGAGACGGAACGGAACGGAGGAAUGGUAGAUAACAGCGGCAGCAGCAAAACACAGAUGGAGGCCGGAUUGGCGGGUGGCUUGAAGCUGGAGGCCAUGAUGGAGCAGCUGCAGCGGCAGCAGCAGGCGCGUCUGGAGAUGGAGCACAAGGAGCGGAGGCUGCGUGAAGCUCACAUCAUGUACGCGCAGCAGGUCGCGGCUCAGCAGGCCAUUCUGGCCGCCGCAAGGGCUUCUGGGGCUGGAUUCAUGAGCGGCGGACAGCUGUCUCUGGUCUCCAAUCAGAGCAGCAUGGACUCUGAACACGAGGAGGAGCGAGGCCGGGAUUCGGAUGAUGAUGAUGAUGAUGAUGAUGAGAUGAUGGAGGGCGAUGAAGGCAGUGAGGAAGACGACAGGCCGCCGUCCGGGCUGGAGUUCCUCAGGAAGCAGACGCUGGCGCUGCAGCAGGGAGCCGUACAUCUGCCUGGACGCCCCAUCGCGAGCUUCUCGGACCCCACCAAAAGAGCCCCGUCGCCCGCCGUCAGGGUCAAACAGGAACCUGAGGACGAUCUCUCGCCCGUCGGCCGGCCAUCGGCGUCUUCUCCUAACGGCCAAGCGGAUUGGAGCUACGACGAUCAUUUUAAAGCGAACGGCGGCGUGUCCUGGCCGGAUGAUGUGGAUGGCGCUCGUGGGAGAGGAGAAGCCUCCAGAGAUUUCGCCAAGUUAUAUGAGCUGGAUAACGACCCGCACAGGAAGGAGUUCCUCGACGACCUUUUCACCUUCAUGCAGAAACGAGGGACUCCGGUGAACAGGAUCCCCAUCAUGGCGAAGCAGGUUCUGGAUCUGUACAUGCUGUAUAAGCUGGUGACGGAGAAGGGCGGGCUGGUGGAGGUCAUCAACAAGAAGAUCUGGAGAGAGAUUACCAAGGGUCUGAACCUGCCCACCUCCAUCACCAGCGCCGCCUUCACGCUCCGCACACAGUAUAUGAAGUAUCUGUACCCGUACGAGUGCGAGCGGAAGGCGUUGAGUUCUCCCAGUGAGCUGCAGGCCGCCAUCGACAGCAACCGGCGUGAAGGUCGUCGGCCCAGUUACAGCAACAGCCUGUUCCGAUUUAGCCCCUCCCCCGGCUCCGCCCCUCACAUCCUGUCCCCUCCCAAGAUGCACCUGUCGGCACUGGGUGCCGGGGCCAUGGGGGCCCUGAACGGAUUCCAGGCGUCCGCCGGGCCGUCUCUGAAGAAGGGACUGGAGGACGCCGUCCCGUCUCUGUUGGCGGGCCGCUCGUCCUCCUUUGCGCUGGCGUUGGGGCAGCAGCAGGUGGCGGGUCUGGCGCGGGCCGCCACACUGGAGCAGCUCAGAGAGAAGCUGGAGACGGAAGCGCCGGAGAGGAAGAUGGCCCGUCUGGCUGAAGAGCAGCAGAGACUCAUGCAGCAGGCCUUCCAGCACAACCUGAUCGCCAUGGCCUCGCAGAUGCCCAUGAACCUGCGCCUGGGAGCUCCGGCCAGGGAAGAGAAGCAGGAUCUGGCCAUGAGUAUCUCCUCCACCGGAGCAGCGAGUAUCAGCGUGUCAGUGGAAGUGAACGGCAUCAUUUACUCAGGAACUCUGUUCGCCCAGAAGUCGGCGGCUGCAGCUGCAGAUGUGAAUGCGUCUGCCGCGGCUCACGCACCUCCAGCUGGACCCAGUGGGCUGUUCACGUUCUCUAGCUCCGCCCCCAGCCAAAGCCCCACCUCUUCCUCCUCUUCCAAGGAGCGGAGCUCAGCGGAGCCAUCCACCAGCGGCUCCCCGUAACCCGAGCCGAACGCCACCUGCCGCCCAGCUCUGUGCUGGACAUGAAAAUCAAUGGAUGAAAAUCAAACUGUUGCACAACCAGUACCUCAUUCUCUCCUGUCGACAUCGGCUGUCCACAUGUUUGGAAACAUAUUUGCGGUUUUCGCACAAGUACAUGGACACAUAUGCAUAAAAUAACAUGGCUGGACCUCAUUCAGGAAUCACAAGUGAACCGUUCAAAAACACUCUUACUGAAUCUAAAAUGUCUCAAAAUUAAUACAAUGCAACGUAAGAAUGGAUUUAUGAACGAUUCAUAUAGAAAUUUGCACUUGUGUUUCACGAACGACGUCCGGCGUGUUUAAGAAAACGCUAAAUACAAUCAGAACGUUCAGCCAAACGACGGACAGGUUUUACAGAACUUGAAGAUUUUUAUUUAGAGUGUGUUUCGAUCUGUCUUCUGAUUAUGUUUCGUGACUUUUAUUCUGAAUGAACUUUUUCUCUCAAGGUUCCUCAUUUUACCUUCAUACCUCAAACAUUCAGUGGUGGAACGUUACGGGAAUGUCUUUUACCUCAGGAUCUGUAGUUUAGACCUUUUCUGAAUUGAGUUUUUUUGUUUUUUUUUUAGAAUCGAUUUGAAUUCGUCAGAAUCAGAAAUGCUGACGUGAUUUUAGGACGGGACCUCACUGAUUCUCUUCUAUGCAUUAGCCUCCCUGCGCACCCGCUCGCGGUCCGAACGCCCGUCUGGACCUGAAGACGUGAUCGCUAGGGAAGAGGAAUUCCCGGAAUCUUAUAAGGUUCUUGGAAAUGUGUCUGCUCAAACGUUUGAUGAUGUCAGAGCCCGUCUGUCUCUCAGAACAACUGUCAAAUACCUCAGAAACCAGCUGAAUGUGUCAGUAGAUGUUUGAACGAGCGAUCGGCCCGCUAUGGGAUCUGCUCCUACGUUUAUUUCAUCUGGAUCUCAGGGCAAGUUUUGAAUAUAGGUUUCAUGAGAUUCACCCAUGAAUGGUGUGAUGAAGUUCUCGGCGUAACCAUCAAAUCAUUCCACGACCAAAGCAGAAGCUCCAGAGCAAAGUCCAGACGCUCCGGUCAGAUGAACGUCUGGAUCUCUGCAUGAACAUCAUCCUCUUUUAUCCACACUGACGCUUCAGGGCCUGAUGUUUGUGUCCAAUCUCACAUUUUUGCUUUCCGUAACAGGAAGGCGUCUCUCUCAGGAAGUACUGUGAUGUUUUUAAGUGAACUCUCAUUAUUUUUAAGAUGAUAUGAAUAUAAUCACUCAUGAAUGCACGGGAGCGUUGUUGUGAAGUGUGGAGAUUUACACUACAUACCUCAUGCUGCCAUUACGACGGGAAGCAAACGCGCUCCCCGGAUACUGCGCAGAAUCUGGAAUGCUGGACGUGAAUCCCUCGAUUCUUCUUUCUUUUUGUGUCUUUUUUUCUUGUGGCAAAACCAAACAAACAUGAACUGUUGCAUUUGUACAAUCAGGUGGCCAAACCUGCUCACCUUAACCAAACUAACUGCCUUCAGUUCCUGCACAGCUAGAUACCAAAGACCAGCCCGCUGCUCCUAAACACACAUGACAUCGGCCUCACAGGUCAAAGGUCACCCGCGCUCCGCAUUAUAUGCAUUUAUUGAUGCUAUUUUCAGAAGUGAGUGUUUCAAUGUUAUGAACGUUUGUGAUUGACUCCUAGAAGAUCUUCAGCUCGAGUCUGUAUUAUUAUGAUGUAACGGGUGACCAGGGAAUGACCGGUCAGAUGUUUCUGUCUGGUCUGGAAGAGGUUUGAAGGCCAUAUUGAUGUGCUUUCUCUCUAUUCUCAGGACAUUGAUUCUUCUGUUCCAGCUCUGAUUCUCCAUGUUUGCUGCAGCUCUUCUUCUGUUUGAACUGGAUUAAAAACAUUGUGCAGA